AAUAAGAAAAACUUACUCAAAAUAUGUUUGAGUAUAAAUUAUUGUUUUCUAUACUUAAAAUAAUUUGCACUCCUGUGGACAAAAAUAACAUAAAUCAAAAUCAUGGAGCAAAUAUUUAUGAUCGAAGCCUUUGUCAGAAAAAUAAUACUGAAAAUUGAACCACCAGAAAAAGAUGAGGACGAAUUAAAAUUAGAAGAAGAAAGGAGAAAGGAAGCAGAGAGACUGGCUGCCCUAGAAGCUGCCACAAAAGGUAAAAAAGGCAAAGGUAAAGGAAAACCUAAAAAACCUAAAGGUAAAAAAGGAAAGAAGGGCAAAAAAGGAAAGGAACCCCCUAUGCCAUCAGAAGAAGAAAUUAAGUUCAUGCAAAGUUGUACGGUGCAAAUGAAUUGUCUUCCAGUUUUUGAUUUCUAUGUCGCUCAUGAUAACUUUGUACCACCUCCACCUCCAGAACCUGCAGGUAAAAAGAAAAAAGGGAAAGCGAAAAAACCUAAAAAGAAAGGGAAAAAAGGUAAAAAGCCAAAAGGAAUUCCACCAGUAAAACUAAGUUUGCCAUCAGACCCUUUGCCAACACCACCAUUUUUUGGGGUUGGAAAUUCAGUAAUUUUUUUAUCUAGACCGUCUAAAUUGGAAGAAAUUAUGAAAAAGACACCGAUACACGUGGUAGUUUGGAAUAGGGAUGAACAAAUGAACUGUAUAGGAUUUUGCACGAUUGAAUGGCAUGAAUCAUUUUACGACUGUCUACAAAAAUCUGCCGAAUUGAAUGCUGUAAACAUGGAGCAGGCCGAAUACAGAGUGACUACAAAAUCAGAAAUAGUAGCGAACACAGUUGAGCUAGCGAAACCUCUGCAAUGUGAAGAAGAUUUAAAACCUUGUGGUGAAGUUGAGCUUUUUAUACGCUUGACUUGUUUGGGAAAUAGGAUUUUGAGCUAUUUUGUCACACUGCCUGAAAUGGAAAGAAUUCCCGCUAGAAAAUAUUUACAAGACGAUCAUAACUCAAAAGAUAUAGAAGUGGUCAGGCAUUGGGAGGGUACAGAAGUAGAUGCAAUACCACCUAUUGCACAUUUAUUUGGAGCUUCAUAUAUUACGCUGGAACCCAUUAAACCUGUAGAAGAACAUAAAGUAUACGAACAAUAUAUUGCUCCAUUCACUGAUAGCGAAUUAGUGAUAUUAGCUAUGGGAUUCCCCAAAGGACCUUGUGGAGGAACAAACUGUCCAAAACGACUUGAGUUCAGAGAUAAUGAGGAAGUGUUUGUCCCUGGCGUAACGGUGAAAGGAAAAUAUGAAGCUGGACAAUUCGUCAAUAGGAGAGACGUACACGGUCCCUGUGGGAGACUGGAUUGUCCUUUGGCGAAAAAAGUUAGAAACUACAUCUGCAAUGAAGGAACAUACAAAGCUUGUAAGAAACCUUGUCCAAUUGAUUACUACUAACAUAUUUGGAGCCUUAAAAUGAGCUUAUAAUCAAUAUAACUGUUUUUAUAAUCUG
This is a messenger RNA of Aricia agestis (brown argus), 1483 nucleotides long. RefSeq lists its product as uncharacterized. The record is from RefSeq and is a predicted model, not a curated record. Lineage: Eukaryota; Metazoa; Arthropoda; Insecta; Lepidoptera; Lycaenidae. The transcript is spliced from 2 exons. The coding region runs from base 103 to 1428 and encodes 441 amino acids.